AAAAGGCAGUUGGUUAGCGACAAGAUAAUAACGUAAUGCAAAUUUAACCAAAUCUGCAAUAUGCAGUCCUGUCUGGGACAUGUUAUUAUCGUGAAAGAUCUCCGUCCAGCGUUUUUCCAAAAUGUUUUACGUUUUGGAUGCUUUUGAUGAACUGGAGUAAAUUCGCGUGUUAAUCAUGAUGGACACAACAUCAUAACGCUCGAGCUCUGUUCACCAGUAAACGUGCGCACGGCGAGACCUGAGCCGAAAAAUUAUAGCGGCGCCUCAGAUAUGAAUGAUGAUGGAGGCUGAUAACGCGGAGAGCUGGCUUCCUCUGUCAGAAAACGGAACCACAAGUUUAAACGCGUCGAACCUGGGUUUCCUAAACGCGUCGUCUCCGGUGAGUCUGUGGGGUGAUGCUCAGGAUAAAGAGGUGGCACGACUGGAGGAGAUCCUGCAGGCGCAGGAAAGAGCCUACAAAGAUUUCACUACCACCAUUCAAGUUUUCAUCCUCAUCGGCUCCCUUUUGAGAACCACAAAGGGAACAACGCUUUUUCCCCUUCAAAUUAGCUUGCAAUCUUCAGGCAAUACUGCAGUGUUGUGGUGCACUUGCUACACCAAUGUCUUCAAGUCUGUCACCAAUCUCUUCAUCAAGAACCUAGCGUGUUCUGGCAUUUGUGCUGGGUUGGUGUGUGUGCCCUUUGACAUAGCCUUGAGUGCCAGUCCCCUAUGCUGCCUAUGGGUCCAUACACUUCUGCUGUGCAAAGCCAUCAAGUUCCUACACAGGCUUUUCUGCUCUGCCACUGUGCUCAGCUUCGCUGUCAUCGCCCUGGAUAGGUACUACUCAGCACUGUAUCCACUGGAGAGAAAGAUAUCAGAUGCCAAAUCCAGAGACCUGGUCAUCUACAUCUGGGUGCAUGCGGUGGUGGCCAGCGCCCCUGUGUUCGCUGUAAGCAAUGUGACGGAUGUCUACGCCACCUCUUCCUGUUCUGACGGCCAAUCGCUUGGACAUCUGGUUUACAUGAUCACAUACAGCGUCACCACACUCAUUUUACCACUAGCAGUGGUGUUUCUAGCCAUGGCACUAAUCCGCCGCGCACUAAGCACCAGCCAGAAGAAGAAAGUCAUCAUCGCGGCGCUGCGCACCCCACAGAACAGCAUUUCCAUCCCGUAUGUGUCUCAGCGUGAGGCUGAACUUCACGCCACUCUGUUGUCCAUCGUUCUAGUCUUCGCGGUGUGCAGCACUCCCUACGCCGCUCUGGUCAUAUACCGUUCAGUGCUGGGGGCCGCAAAAGCCUCGUCUUGGUUACAGCUGACUGCCGUGUGGCUGCCAAAGGUCUCUCUCCUCACCAACCCGCUGUUUUUCCUCACAGUAAACCGUUCUGUGCGGCGCUGCCUUCUUGAUAUGCUAGCACGCCUUCAUCGCCGCUAUAGCCGAAGGAACAUGGUCAGCAUUGGGGGUCUGGCUGAAGUAGGGCCACUAGGGGGCGAGACUGUGGUUCGCUCUGGUAGUCAACUCCUGGAGAUGUUCAAUAUCGGCCAACAACAGAUCUUCAGACCAAACGAGGACGAAGAAGAUGAGAAUGAAAUUUCCUCUGUGGCCUCCGCCAACUUUCAACCCAAAGAUGGAGGACAGGUUGGAAACGGAGGGGCGGCAAGAGAGCUGCAUCAGCCGCAGUCAGGGGACGCGGUAAAAGAAGAGGGCUUAGUGUUACCAAAACAUUCCCCUAUUCAGUCAUGUGCCUACUCCUCUUCACAGGUCGCCCCUGCGACUCCCACGGACCCAGAGGAUGUAACACAGUUUGGUUUUGGGCCAUUUGAGCUGCCACCACAAUGGCUGCCUGAAACCAGGAACAGUAAGAAAAGACUCCUUCCUCCAUUGGGUAACACACCAGAGGAGCUGAUCCAGACCAAGCAGCCCAGAGUUCGGCCUGAGAGACGCAUCAGUAGAAACAAUAAAGUUAGUACCUUCCCUAAUGUGGAUCCAUGAAACAGUGCAGUGGAGCAAAUCAUAAAAAGCUAAGAAGAAAGACUGUUUGAGUUUUAUAUCUAAAUUUUUUUUGAAUUGAUUUUCUAUGUGAGUGCAGAUCAAUGAAUGACAUGGAGAGUAUACGUUUACAGUAGGAAGUAAGAGGAAUUUACAUGCUCUCUUGCUGUCUGUUUGGAUGAUUUAAUAGACAUCCCUUUGUCUCCAUGUACUGAAAGAACAGGAAAUUGAUCUUUCACAGGAAAUUCAAGAAACAAACGUAAGGUAGGCAUGGAUUGUAUGACAUUUGUUUUGUUGGAAUGGUCAAUAAAAUUAAUCACAAUAAUUUUUAUGUAGAUACGUCCAUGCUGUGUUGAAUCUGACUGAUGUGUCCUGCUUAACUUCUUGAAAUAUCACCCCGCUG
Molecule: messenger RNA, 2369 nt
Organism: Sinocyclocheilus anshuiensis
Lineage: Eukaryota; Metazoa; Chordata; Actinopteri; Cypriniformes; Cyprinidae
Product: probable G-protein coupled receptor 176
Exons: 4
Coding region: 275-1969 (564 amino acids)
Biological process (GO): G protein-coupled receptor signaling pathway
Cellular component (GO): plasma membrane
Molecular function (GO): G protein-coupled receptor activity
Source: RefSeq, a predicted model, not a curated record